Fusarium oxysporum Fo47 is the source of this 831-nucleotide messenger RNA. RefSeq lists its product as uncharacterized. The record is from RefSeq and is a predicted model, not a curated record. The transcript has a single exon. Lineage: Eukaryota; Fungi; Ascomycota; Sordariomycetes; Hypocreales; Nectriaceae. The annotation marks the transcript as partial.
GGCACAAGCGACAGCAAAUCGUCACAAGAGCGAAUAAAGCUGUACACGGAGAAACGGAAAAUUCUCGCCAAAGAGCUGCGAGACUGCCAAAAGCGCCAACCGGUCAAGCACGAUGAUACGCUAGGAUACCACAAGGCAAUAUUCGACCGUGCCUGGUUCAUGAUGCUGGAAAGAGACCGUCUGGCGCAAAAUCUCUUCGAGAUUGAUACACUGCGAAGCCCCAUAGGUCUCGCAGUGCUCCGCGACAUGCUGGAUCUUUAUCAGAAGAGCUCUAACGUGGAGUACCGGCCAGGAUUGGAGCCGGACAAGUGCCCUUGCGGAAAAGGCAAUGGCAGCUCUUACGAUUGGCGACACGUGAACACAUGCUUCAAGGCAGCCAUGGCAAAGGUAUAUGGCUUUGCAGAGCUGUGCUUUCUGUGUAACGAGUGGUUUCAUUGCACCGAGGCCUGGGAUGCCGAUUGUCAACACCACAUGGAUCACCUGGAUCGCCUCCCGGUUUGGUGCGAUCCUCUCACUUAUGGCGGCGUCCUCGCCAGAGCUGGUUACUGCCCGUUCUGCCUCGGGGACAGAAACUUGCCGGUCUCAGUGCGAAUGCAUCAGUUCAAGAUACCGUGGACGUGGCUCGACCACAUCCAAACUUACAUCAGGACACUGGAAGGUGGGUAUAUGCCUGUACACUGCCCAAUCCUGCAUCCCACUUGCCUCGGAGUGUUUCAGUCGAUACAGGAACCGCAAUGUCAUCUGCAAGACGCUUUUGGUGUCGAGCGGAAUAGGGAUUCCACGAAGAUAAAGAGACCAAGGUAUGAGAGUGACGAUAUUCCGCCUCCGAAA